Molecule: messenger RNA, 2251 nt
Organism: Trichomycterus rosablanca
Lineage: Eukaryota; Metazoa; Chordata; Actinopteri; Siluriformes; Trichomycteridae
Product: twisted gastrulation protein homolog 1-A-like
Exons: 5
Coding region: 68-760 (230 amino acids)
Biological process (GO): regulation of BMP signaling pathway
Source: RefSeq, a predicted model, not a curated record
GUAAACAAAAGGGGAACACUUUAUAACAUUUCUGUAUCCGAACGGAACUUAAUUUUAAGACGGUUGGAUGAAAUUUGAUGACGGCGAGAUGCAGUCGGCUUGGGGGCGAACAUCCCUGUUGGCAGUUUUUCUUGUCUUUUUGUCAGCACUCUCCCUUUCCAGUGCUUGCAAUAAAGCCCUGUGUGCCAGUGAUGUCAGCAAGUGUCUAAUACAGGAGCUGUGUCAGUGCAGGCCAUCGGAUGGCAACUGCUCAUGUUGUAAGGAGUGCAUGUUAUGCCUGGGCACACUGUGGGAGGAGUGCUGUGACUGCGUGGGCAUGUGCAACCCAAGAAACUACAGUGACACACCAGCCACCUCUAAGAGCACAGUGGAGGACCUGUACAGGCCUAUCCCUUCACUGUUCAGAGCACUCACAGAGGGAGAAGCUCCCAUUAACAUGAUGGUGGUCUCCUUUCCUGUGGCUGAGGAACUCUCUUACCAUGAAAGUCUGGUGUCUUUUCUAGAGACAGUAGAGGACCAACAUCAGAAUGUUUCACUGCCUGGAAACAGCAUCCAUUCCAGCUACGAUAACACACAAGACAACAUGUGCACAGUGGUGUAUUUUGACGACUGCGUGUCCAUUCGUCAGUGCAAGCAGUACUGUGAGUCGAUGGGAGGCUCAAAAUAUCGUUGGUUUCACAAUGCCUGCUGUGAAUGCAUUGGACCUGAGUGUAUCGACUACGGGAGCAAAGCAGUCAAGUGUAUGAACUGCCUCUUCUAAGCCUCAUAUGGCUUUAAGAGUGCUGUGGGUGGUGCCACUCCUUCCACUAGGGGGCACAACAACAGGACAGCUGGCUGAACUGAUAGUGGGGACAACGGUGACAAUCAUGUAAACUACAAGCCCUUCAUUUAUUUCUUCCUUUGUGUUAGUCUUUUAUGCUUUGUUUUAUAAAUCUCUAGCAAAGAUAUAUGUAUAUAUGAACUGUCAUUUUAAUCUUCAGUUUAGGUAAUUCAAUAGCAAGUUACUCUGAGGUACAGUCUCUUCUGAAAUGUAAUCAUUUUAAUAGGAAAGAGGGAACCAUGUAAUGUAAAACUUGUUUACAACAUUAGUACUACAUUCAUGUUUACUAAUAUUACCUAAUUAUCAACUUUUUCACAUUAAACAUAAUAGGAAAAUAGGAGCAGGUGAAAUUAGUAGAAAUUUCAGUUAGCAAAGUAGCUUUCAUCUUUCAAGUAAUAAUUUUAUUUCCCAGUAUAGGUAAAAAAUAUUGCAGAUUGUCCUUCAGUACAAGUUGGUGGACAUCCACACAGCAUCUACAUUGUAGGGCUGUUUCAAGAAGCAAGAUGAGUAGAAAAGUAGAGGAGGAAUAGGGGACAAAAGAUCAGUUCUAAUUGUCAUAUCUUUAUAGGCUAUAUGAAUAUGAUAUUUUUGUACUCCAAGGUAAAAGGAACAUCAGUCAUUCUGAAAGUGCUUUUUAUUUUUGGCAUCUUUAGAAAAUGCAUUGAUGUGCAUUGCUGGUGUAUGUCUGCAGUUUGUUUACCCACAUCACUGGGAUAUUAACUUCUUAUACCACAUACAAUGUACUACACUAAUGUUUGUCUACUAAUGUGUCAUGUAUUUAGUAUGGAUCGAUGCUGAUUGGGACACAGCAAUAGAUGCUUAUAAGCAUCCUCCUGGCUUCUUUGUAAACCGGAUAUGAGAAAAUAAUACAUUUAAAUCAGUAAAAAUGUGUAACUAUAUCCAAAAAUAAAAAAAGCAUAUGCUAACCUGUUACAUUAUUUAAGUGUUAGUUUAACAUCAAGAAAAUCUACUAUGUUUUUUUGUUUGUUUUACUUUCUUUUCCUGAUUGGCUGACACUUGCUGACAAUGGUGCAUUCAUGGAUGACAGGAAGAUGUUUUGAUGCAUGCCCAUGUCUUGGUGUGUAUAAAUUGUCAGUGCAACAUCAGUGAUGGAUGCCACUAAUGGCCAUGCAGCCUUAGUUUAAAUGCUGAUGCAAACUCAUUAAGGACAGGCAAUUAAAAUGCUUCUGUGUGCUGAGUUUAAUCUUUGGUUACAUUUUUCCUCUGUUAUUAUUUUGCUUGUAAUUACUAAGCCUGAAGAUGUAUCUUAGUGAUAAUUUUUAAAAUAUAAGGAGAAUUUUGUUAAAUAACUUCAAAAAAUGGAACAUUUUCACCGCCCCUUUGAUGGUACUUAACACAUGUGGACUAAGAAUGCUGUGUGCGGAAAACCUGCAUGUUCAUUUUCUGUCUUCCAUUAAUCCUCAUUAAAAG